UUUCGGUGCAAAAGGUGAGUCACUCAAGGCACAUGUAACAAUAACUUGGAUAUCUAUGAUAGUAGCAGGCUUUUGUUAGAUCAGCAGCUAUGGAUUUACAUCUGAUGAUUCAAUUCAAUUCGCAAUGCGAUUCACCCCUUAGCUAAUUGUGCGUUGUUACCUUCGCCACGAAUGUUAUGCUUUCGGUAAUGUUCGUGGCUAAGUGUGCAUUUGUGUGUGUAAUUGCAAGUGAACAAAAAUCAAAUACAUGAAAUGAUUGAGGUCUAAAGACAGGUAAGUAAGCUAAAUACUAACAUAUACAAAUAUUAAGUGGUUUAUUGUACAUAUGGUACAGAAUAGGGUACUAGAUCUACGUUACCAUUGCGGUGUUUGACUUUUCCAUUGAAGACAUUUGAAAAUGAAACGCCCCAUAUAUUCUAUAAUAGAUUGAUUCGAUGAUCAAAGUAGGAAGAGCAUCUUUUGUGGGUUUGUUAACAAUGGAAAGCUUGGUGUGAUUUCGGAAACUAUAUAAUAUAUCAAGCUCUGGACCUGCUACCUUGUAAACAUAUUACCAUUUUCUUUCACGGUGAUGGAAAGUUGCGGGCGAGGAAAUGGCUGAAACACCCGGACACUGGGUAACAGAAAACGGUCCGGAGUCUGGUCCAGAAGCCAAAGAGUACACUGGUUCUGCUUACUUUAAGGAAGAAAUGGAACACGAAGUAAACGAGAUACUACUGAGAUCCAGACCAUAUUGGAAACCACUGGGAACAACUCGGUACCACAAUAACUGGUUUGUCGUCCUGGACUAUCAUGUCAGUUACACCAUGAAGAAGCUGCGAAUUGUCAACUACGGCUGUGACUGGAACCAUGACGUCAAGGCGUUCACUCUUCAAGUCUCCAACACGAGAAACCCGUAUUACGACUGGACCCCCGUGCUGACCGUGACUGACGUGGCAGCGAACACCUCCCUCCCGCAGUACUUCGGCGGGUUCUCGGCGUCCGGCCGCUACUGGAGGGUCACCGUAACUGCCACCUACUCGGGCUGGGAGCCGUGGAUAAGAACGUUUCAGCUCUUUGGCAUCAAGGACUCGCCAUAUCUCUGUGAAGCCGUGACAUCAUUUUUGGGAAGAGGCAGUAUCGUAGUGCGUGGUCCUACCUUCAAUGACACAAACGACGUGGAGGACGAUGGUACGAUGGGCGUGAUUCUACGGAGAAUGUGGAGUGACACUGACAGGUUUUCACGCGUAUAUGACGUCAUGUGGAAAAAAAGCGGGGGCACAUACGUCAUCGGUGAAACCGGAAAUUCGCGCACGCGGCAUAUUGAUCUUUUUCCCGCCGGCUUCGGUCACAUAGACUGGAGUCCACAGCCUGAGCUGAGGGGGCUCCUGUGUGCCAACAGCGCUACCUGUAAGGUGUGCGGCAGCAUGAUGGGAAAUUCCUGUGGAUGUGACAAGGCAUGCAGGAUAUUUGGAGACUGUUGCCAUAACUACGAGUCCGCCUGUGGUGAUGAUGUAACAGAUGAUGAAGAUAUCCGGCCAGUGAUACAGCCGGACUCCUGCAGGGGACGAUGUAACAUGGAGAACAUCGUCAGUGUUGUGACGUGCAACUGCAUAAGUUCAUGCAACACGACGGGAACUUGCUGCGAUGACUUUGAAGCUGUCUGUCAGGGACACAAGGGCGGUUGGACAGGUGACAGUAACGUCAACAUCACUGCCACAGAAAGCAACCAGCCCCUGCAGUGCGUUGCACCCUGGGACUUCCGCUCCCACUUCUGGAUGGUCGCGAGUUGUCCGCCCAGCUUUGCAGACGACAUCGUCCGAGGCAUGUGCGAGAUAUCCUUCCAGAACUUCCAGAAAUACGACAGGUUUCUCUACGCCCCAAUCACGGACAACUCCACCAACACCAACUACAGAAACGUGUUCUGUGCCCUAUGUAAUAACGCUAGGUACAUGGUAGGGUGGGAAGUGGUUGCCAAGUGUCGUUACACUCCUCCAACUGCAAUAAAAGGUGCACUGCAGGAUAGAGGCAGCAUUUGCAAUCAUUAUUUCAGGCCAAGUGUUGCCCCCGCGCGACUUUGCUUCCCUCCCCACACAACCCCGCCUCGUGCAAAUGUUCGCUGCGAUGUGGCAAAGUGUCGGAACAUAACCGCUGUUUUCUACGCAAACACCCGACCCUUUAGAAACUCUGCUUGUGCGGAGUGCUAUGCUGAUGAGGACGACCUUUCUGAUACAUCUUGUAAAUCAGAUGACACGGACAAGGUGGGGUUCUUUGGGAUCAUUACUGUGCUAGUUGACUAUUCGGCCAUUUUCCAAAGCAAAAUGUCAUCUAGCGAACUACAGGUCAGCGACCAUAUUGAGUCGUGUUCUAUAGGGUUUAUAUACGACCCAUUUCGAGAUACCUGUCGUAAGAUCUCUUUUGUGACCCCUAAUGAAGAAGUCCCCAAAGAUGCAGGUGUAACACAGGCGGGAGAAUCCUUGGAGAAUGAUUAUGAUGACCAUCAAGCACCAACUCAGAGUCCCAUUGAUGAGUUACCAACUCAAAACUCAUAUUUCCCACAGCAAAGCACUACAUUUCUCGUCAUCAACACAGUUUCUGGUGCUUCUGCCGUCAUUUCUAUCUUAUAUCUCCUAUCCGGCCUUCGCCGCUUUGCGCGCGCCGAAUCCGCUGUGAAGAUCUGCCUCUUGACAUCCCUUCUUCUGGCACAGAUCAGCCAGCUGCUGGGUCAGGUCGUUCCUUCAGCAGCCUGCUGCACGGCCAUGUUGGUGUGCACCCUCUGCUUCUGUCUGGCCACUAGUCUGUCUCUCACUGCCACAAUCCAACACCUGUCUGUCCUACAGCGAGGCGGCACCUGUAAAGCUGCUGCCCAUCUCUUAGUCAUUGUGGUUAUUCCGCUGGCAAUGUCAGGAGGUUACAUUGCACUGGAUGACUCAACCCGCAUGGGGGCGCCACGUCCAUUGGCUAGUCCUCCCUUCUGUUGGAUUGACGACCCCGCAAAAAUGGCCAUCACAAUGGUCGUGCCCUUAGUGAUCUGUACGUUAGUUGACCUCUACUAUCUGCUCCGUAUGUCCAUGACAUGUGCUACCACCGAUGGCGUGCAGUACUCCUCCCUAGCGCUAGGGGCGCUGGUGUUUGUCCCAUUCACAGCUGCCAUGACCACAGGCGUCAUGACUGCCUACUUUGACUCAGAACUACUGCGCACGGCUUUCUUAUACAUGGUGAUCUCCUUGGGCGGGGUGGUUGGGUUCCUGCUCCUGGUAUUUUCGAUUGUUGGGUUUCGGAAGGACGAUGCUGAUGUAGUUGUCCCUUCUUUGCCAAAUUCAGUUGAAGCCUCGAGUGACCCGUCUGUUCCCUAA
This is a messenger RNA of Branchiostoma floridae (Florida lancelet), 3332 nucleotides long. RefSeq lists its product as uncharacterized. The transcript is spliced from 8 exons. The record is from RefSeq and is a predicted model, not a curated record. Lineage: Eukaryota; Metazoa; Chordata; Leptocardii; Amphioxiformes; Branchiostomatidae. The coding region runs from base 591 to 3332 and encodes 913 amino acids.